UCUAGCUAAGCCUAAGCCAUUAUUGCAAGCUAAGAUCUCUAUAUAUUAAAAUGGCAAAGGCUGCAGCUGCUUCUUCACUUACCCUUUUCCUCGCCCUAAACCUUCUCUUCUUCACGGUGGUUAGCUCCACCAAUGUGCCCUGCCCUCCACCACCACCAAAACAUCAGCCACCGUCCCCCUCAUCAUCAUCUCAGGCCGGCAAGUGCCCUAAAGAUGCACUCAAACUAGGCGUGUGUGCUAACCUUUUGACUGACUUGCUCAACCUUGUCGUCGGAAGCCCCGCCACCACCCCUUGCUGCUCUCUCAUUGCCGGUCUUGUCGACCUCGAAGCCGCCGUCUGCCUCUGCACCGCCAUUAAAGCCAACAUCCUCGGAAUCAACCUCGACAUUCCCAUCUCCCUCAGCUUGCUGCUCAAUAACUGCGGCAAGAAUGUCCCUAGUGGAUACCAAUGCCAAUAAGCCAUCUUCAAGAUAGAAAACACCUAUAAUCAUAUACGUGUUGUUAGCUUUCAGAUUCCUAGCUCUCAUGGCUUGGUUUUCUGGAGAUAUUACUAUAAUAACAGGGUGUUGUUGUUGCUUGCUACUACUGUAUUAAGUUUAUGCUCCUCUCAUUGAUUUGGCAAGUGGCUAGCUUAUCGAUGAGAUAAAAGAAUUUUAUUUAAUUUGCAAUAAAAUAAUAUUUUAUGAAUGUUUACUAGUUA
Messenger RNA from Ipomoea triloba (trilobed morning glory), 700 nucleotides. Its product is annotated as 14 kDa proline-rich protein DC2.15-like. The coding region runs from base 51 to 458 and encodes 135 amino acids. Lineage: Eukaryota; Viridiplantae; Streptophyta; Magnoliopsida; Solanales; Convolvulaceae. The transcript has a single exon. The record is from RefSeq and is a predicted model, not a curated record.